AUGAAGUUACAUGCAAUAGCAAUCUUUUUUUGUUAUUUAUUAAGUUUUUUAUGUUGUCAAGUUAAAGGAGAUUCAUGUGAUACUUAUAAUCAUCCACAAUAUGGUUUUGGUCAAUGUAUUCAUCAGAAUGACUGUCCAAAUUCUUUAUACCUUACUGGUUUCUGUGAAUCACAACCAUCUAAUAUCCAAUGUUGCUUUUCAUUAGAACCAAUAAAAGAAGAAUUUCGAGCUAUAUGGAUAGCUACAGUAAAUAAUAUUGAUUGGCCAUCAUCGAAAACAAUUACACCAUAUCAGCAACAAACAGAAUUGAUUCAUAUUCUUAAUACAGUUCAACGAUUAAAUAUGAAUGCUGUUAUCUUUCAAAUUCGUCCUGCUGGUGAUGCUUUCUAUGCAUCAACAUUAGAACCAUGGAGUUUCUAUUUAACUGGUACUCAUGGUGUUGCACCAUCACCAUUAUGGGAUCCAUUGACAUUUAUUAUUAGUGAAGCACAUAAAAGAAAUAUUGAAGUACAUGCAUGGCUUAAUCCAUAUCGUGCUCGUAUGACAGGUGCUACCUAUGAAUUAGCUUCUAAUCAUAUGGCUAAACGCUUUCCAAAAUAUGCAUAUCCAUAUGAUAAUCAUAUAUGGAUGGAUCCUGGCUCAGUCGAAGUUCAACAAUUUACACUUAAUGUUACUGAUGAUAUAGUUCGUCGAUAUAAUGUGGAUGCUAUUCAUAUUGAUGAUUAUUUUUAUCCAUAUAGUGAUGGAACUGAAUUUCCUGAUGAGGCAACAUAUGUUGCUUAUCAACAACAAGGUGGACUACUAAAUAAAAGUUACUGGCGUCGUUCAAAUGUCAAUACACUCAUAGAAGCAAUGUACACACGAAUGCAUAUUAUUCGGCCAAAAGUAAAAUUUGGUGUUUCACCAUUUGGUAUCUGGAGAAGUGGAGUGCCAGCUGGUAUAAGUGGUCUUUCGUCGUAUGAUAGUUUAUAUUGUGAUAGUCGAAUGUGGUUAGAACAAGGUUUAGUUGAUUAUAUGGCACCACAACUGUAUUGGCCAAUUGACCCACCAGCACAAUCUUAUCCUGUUUUACUUAAUUGGUGGAUAAAUCAAUCUACUAAAGGACGUCAUGUUUAUGCUGGAAAUGCUGCAUAUAAAAUGGCACAAGGUGCUGUUCAAUAUGAAGCAAGAGAAAUAGCUCGUCAAGUAAAUGUAACUAGAUCAAUGCGUGAUCGAUUAGCCCUUGGUAAUAUUUAUUUUUCAACAAAAGAUAUUAUGAAUAAUAUCAAAGGUAUUCAAACAGUACUCGCUGAACUUUACAAACAAAAAGCUAUGAUUCCAAAAAUGAAUUGGCUUUAA
Adineta steineri is the source of this 1338-nucleotide messenger RNA. Lineage: Eukaryota; Metazoa; Rotifera; Eurotatoria; Adinetida; Adinetidae. The record is from the annotation of a GenBank genome assembly.